Messenger RNA from Megachile rotundata (alfalfa leafcutting bee), 2518 nucleotides. Its product is annotated as ATP-binding cassette sub-family B member 10, mitochondrial. Gene Ontology annotation, biological process: oligopeptide export from mitochondrion. Lineage: Eukaryota; Metazoa; Arthropoda; Insecta; Hymenoptera; Megachilidae. Gene Ontology annotation, molecular function: ATP hydrolysis activity; ATP binding; ABC-type oligopeptide transporter activity. Gene Ontology annotation, cellular component: mitochondrial inner membrane. The record is from RefSeq and is a predicted model, not a curated record.
AUCGAAGAAAACUUUUUAUAAUCCUUUCGCAUAAUACGUAAUGAUUCGUAACAUUUCUAGUACACGCAGCAAAAAAAACUACGUACAAUUUGUGGGUGUAUAAUUCAUUGAUCUAUAAUUCAUUUUAAUAGUUGUAAUUUCAAGUCAUUGAUGAUGAAGCAUUAGUACCAGUGACAUUUCAUUUUGCGAAUUAGUUCGCUUAUAAAUUUGUUACAAAAUGAUGCUUGUUUGGAGGUUAUUCACAAAAAAUAUUACUGCAAAAAGUAUAGAAUUUUAUAAAUCUCCGAUAGUGUAUAAACAAUUAUUUUGUACACAUUCAGUACCAUCGAUCAAGAUCUAUGGAAAAACAUGUGUAUUUUCUUCUUUAAGAUAUCAUGGAACCAAUGCCUUGGAAACGAAAGUUUUAAACUCCAGCGGACGCACCACUAUACGAAAGAAAAGAAUAUCUAAUUUUAAAAAUUUAUUUAUGUUAGCAGUACCUGAAAAAUGGAGGUUAUUCGGUGCUAUUACUUUUUUGCUGGUUUCAUCAGCUGUCACAAUGGCUGUACCUUUUUCUUUAGGAAAGUUGAUCGAUGUCAUUUACACAACUGAGAAAGAAAAUAUGAAAGAUAAUCUUAAUCGAUUAUGUCUCAUUUUAUUUGGAAUAUUUCUUAUCGGAGGUAUAUGUAAUUUUUGUAGAGUAUACUUAAUAACUACGGCUGGACACAGAAUAACUCAGUCUUUAAGAAAACGACUGUAUGCUGCUAUCCUUCGUCAGGAGGUAGCAAUGUUUGAUAGAUCUAGUACAGGAGAAUUUGUUGGGAAAUUGUCUGGGGAUGCACAACUUGUUAGUUAUGCAUUAACAAGAAAUUUAUCAGAUGGAUUACGAUCUGCUGUUAUGAGUGUUGCUGGAAUAUCCAUGAUGUUUUAUACUUUGCCUAAAUUAGCUGUACUUGGUUUAGCUGUAGUACCACCACUUGCUGGUUUAGCCAUAGUUUAUGGCCGCAUUUUAAAAAAGAUUUCAAAAGACAUACAAGAUAAUUUGGCAUCGUUAAAUACGAUAGCUGAAGAGAGAAUCAGUAAUAUAAGAACAGUCAAAGCAUUUGCCAAAGAAAUGACUGAAAUUAAUCAUUAUAACUCUAAAUUAGAUAAACUACUUAAUGUAUGCUAUAAAGAAAGUUUAAAUAGAGGAAUAUUUUUUGGGUUAACUGGUUUCUCAGGAAAUGUAAUCAUCCUGUCUGUUUUGUAUUAUGGUGGAACAAUGGUUUCUGAUAUGUCUCUCACAGUUGGAAACUUAAGUGCUUUCUUAAUAUAUGCUACGUAUGUAGGAAUUUCUUUAAGUGGAUUAACGUCGUUUUAUAGCGAAUUAAAUAAAGCAUUAAGUGCAAACACGCGUUUAGCUGAAUUAAUUGAAAGAGAGCCAGCAAUACCUAUUAGUGGCGGCAAAAUUCUGGAAAAUCAAUUAUCAGGUGAUAUUGAAUUCCAAAAUGUCAGUUUUGCUUAUCCUACAAGGAAGAGUACAUGGGUUUUGAAAAAUUUCAGUAUGAAGAUCCCAAAAUGCAUGGUAGUUGCUAUUGUUGGAUCAUCAGGUUGUGGAAAGUCUACAAUUGCAUCACUUUUGUUGAGAUUUUAUGAUCCUAAUUCAGGAUGUAUACUUUUGGACAAUAAUGAUCUUAGGUCCCUUGAUCCUGCAUGGGUGAAAUCGCAGAUCAGUAUUGUAUCUCAAGAGCCCAUUCUCUUUAGUGGAACAAUAAGAGAAAAUAUAUUAUAUGGAUUAGAAGAUUCAUCAAAGUAUGAUGUAGAAGAAGUUGCAAGAAGUGCUCAUGUUUUGGAAUUUACAAAAUGUAUGGCAGAUGGUUUAGACACAAUGGUUGGAGAAAGAGGCAUUACGCUUAGUGGAGGACAAAGACAAAGAGUUGCUAUUGCCAGAGCAUUGAUAAAGAAUCCAAAAAUUUUAAUUCUGGAUGAAGCAACAAGUGCAUUGGAUGCAGAAAGUGAACAUUAUAUACAACAAGCCUUAGAAAAAGCUGUUCAGGGUCGAACAGUAUUAGUUAUAGCCCACAGAUUUAGUACAAUAAAAAAUGCUGACAAAAUUAUAGUCUUAAAUAAAGGGCAAGUAGCAGAAAGUGGAACUUAUGAAGAACUUAAAAAUUUAAAUGACAGUUACUUUAAUAAACUAAUUCAAUAUCAAACUUUUACCUAAAUUUUAAUAUUAGUAUACUAAAAAGGUCGUAUAUCUGUACAUAUUAAUUGCUCAAUGAAUCAUAUGUAAUAGCUAUAAAUGAAAUAAAUGACUAGUAGUAUAUAAAAAUGAUUCAUAAAGGUCAUUGAAAGUCACAUUUGUAAUAAAUAAUUAAUAAAUUUAUUAAUUUAUAGAAUACAAUGUGUUAUUUUGUAACUGCAUUUUAUUGAUGAGUAUCUCUACACAAUAUACUGACUCUUAAGGAAUUAUGUAAUACUACAAAAGUUCAUGUUUAAAUUAACUUUUACAACCAUUGGAUUUUUUAUUUAUCAACUGCUUUUCAUCAACAAAAAAAUA